UGCCGUAACUUGCGCGCGGCCCGCAACCCCACGCAAAUCGUUUCUUCUUCUUUCCUUCUUCCUUAUUUCAUCGUUUCCCAAUCCUCGUCUCGAAGACACAAAUCGUUCUUUUCGUUCGCGUUCGUCUCUGAAGAAGCGUCACAGUAUUUUUUUUUUUUUUUUUUAAGAAAGAAGAAGUCAGAUUCAUUUGUUUACUCAUUCCUCGCGAGCAAAAAGGAAACAUUCGUACAGAAGGUGAUGCAAUUAUAAAGAUUUUAAACGUGGCGAGGUAUGAGACCGACAAUGAGUGAAAAAUUACAAGGGGAUACUCAGUAAUGAGCGUUUAAUUGAUGGAAAUGAAUGGUUAGAAGGAAUCGAGUUUUCCAAUAGCGAUGAAGUGUUAAGGAGUUUGAGGAAGUUUGAUCGAACUCGUCACUUGGUGGGAGAUUGCUUCUCUGAAAUUGAGAACGAACUGGAUGGAAAUCGACAUUCUCAGGACGAUAAGGGACUGUUGAAGACGAUUGAUGACGGAGCAGUGUCUGGAGAAGCCAUGUUUGAGGCAGGAGAUCCUUGUUUGAGGAAGAAACGCUCGGCACAGAUGGCUCGGGACAGAGACGUUAACGCAGAAGGAACUUGAAGGGCGGAUUAAAAUUGGAUUUCUCCCCCGAUAACGUCGCGCGAUGAGGAUUUCCAGAUACCUCGACGCUUGUCUCUUCGACGACUUCCGGCUCUGAACGGAGGAAGAGCAAUCACGGAACGAAUUCUCGAUGAAAAUCGAACGAAAUUCCCAAACUUCUCUAAAAUGCGUCUUCUCCGAAGACUCGUCGCAUUUGAGAAGAUACUAAAUGGGAGAUUUAGACGCAACCGAUUGUGAGAAUGAAAACAUAAAAAUCGACUCGAAGAUCUCUCGUGUUCUCUGCUCGAAGAAGAAGGAAGCAAUCGUUUUCGAUAGAAAAUCUCCUCUCGAGAUUCUCUUUUCAACUCGAGCACGAGUAUUUCGGUUUGACUCGGUUUGGGGGAGUUUGGAGGUCGGUUCGUCUAAAGAUAGGAGUUCGAAGGUCUUCGCGUAGGAAUUUGCGAACCGUUUGAGGAAGUCGGGCCAGGUUUGAAGAAUUGAAAAACGAAGAAAAUCAAACUCACGAUAAAUAGGAACAUCGGAUAGAACGUCGGAUGUAAUGAUAUAACGAUCCAUCCAUGACGAAUUUAAUCGUGUCUGGUUAAAUUAAUUUAAUGUGAAAGAUCGGCAGAGACGAUGAUGAACGAAGUGUGUAAAGGCGAGUGCCAGAGGGAAUGCAAAGUAGACGCGAGAAACGACGCGAGGGAGGGAAAACGUUGAAAGGAAUAUUCUAAUUGGCGUUGGCCACUUUUGGAGAAGUGCGUCGAAGUGGAACGCGAGGAAAAAGCCGGGCCGCGUUCAACGUUGCCUGAAUUGCGCCUACUUUGACUUCGAGGAUCCACAUCGGAUAUAAAAGAAGAAGUUAUCGAAACGUUUCGAAGGGUUUCUCGUUACCAACGAAUAACGCCACCUUUUAUGCACCGUCCGCGUCCACGUUCGUACAAAAACAUCACGUAGCCACCUCGAGUGACCUUUUCUUCGAUCGACGAUCGACGCCCCUCGAAAUUGAAAAUCGAAUCGUGGAAAAGUACUAGCAGGAGGCACGCCUGAAAAUGUACGAGACGAUUUGUAGCGAGUAAUAAAAAAAAAAUGAGUGGACUUUCUGAGAAGCAGCUUUGAACGAUCAUCUGGGAGAUAUUAAAAAAGACUGGAGCGGCGAAGAUUGUUGGUGGCAAGGGGUCAGCAUGGCAGUCGACAAUCCCUCGUAUUUCUCGCUGUCGAGCGGGACGGUGACGACGUCGCCGUCGACGACGCCUACGUCGACAACGAGCGUCGCGUUCUCGCCACCGUCGAAAGGAUCGACAGGGUUGACCGCCCUGUUUCGCCGACGUCCCUGCAAAAUGGGCACCACCUCGUCGGCCAGCGUGCUCUCAACGUCCACGACGAGCACUCUGAUCCCACACGAGAACAACAGAAGCAGCACCUCGGGCGCGUCCACGCCCACGGAAGAGAAGAUGCCGAUGCUGUCGAGAAACGGGACCGGCCACAGCCCUCACGCAGCCUCUGUCAACCAGAGGAGGAGCUUCAGAAAUCUCUUCAGAUCCGUCAGCGCGAACGCGGACAACGAAAGGACGCAGCAGUUCUUGAAGGGAGAUCCGCGACCUUCGGACGUUGCGCCACCCUCGCCGUAUCUGCCCCGAUCGCACUCGCAUUCUGAAAACGACAAAAGGCAUCCAGGUCGAAGUAGAGCAGUGCUGAAAUCCGCCAGCGAACUUCUGUCCAAUGACAUGGUGUAUUGCGGAUUGGCCAGAGAUAAUCACGAUCGUCACGACGAUGACGGCGAUGACGACGAUCGAGAUUCGAACGAAGUCUUCGUUGGUGUUGACGAUGCUAGGUACUACAAUCUCUCGUCCACGUUGCCAGCAGCAGGAUCAGCAACAGCUAGUCGAAGGAGACACUCGAUCAGCACCUUCAUAGGCAAAGAUCGAGGCCCCUCGAGCAAAGACGUCCCCAAAAGACAACCGCAAAAUCCCACAGUUCUCGUCGAGCCUAAUACAAUGGCUCCGCCAGCGCCUGUAGAUACCGUAGAUGGUGUUGUCCAAGCGGAAGACCGGAAGCCGAGGUCUUGCAGCAGAUCCAGACGUAGAAGGCAUCGCAGUUCUUCGAGCAGGGGAUCCCGUUCAGCGACCGGGCUGUCGAAGAUCGACACACACCCGGAGGAUGAUGUGCUGUUCGUGUCGAGCAAGGACAGCGAAAUCUCGGGCCUGUGGGUCAAUUAUCUCACUGCGUGUUUCGAACAGAUCAGCAGGCAACAGGGCCGGCCGCCGUUCAAAGUUCGUCACGUAACAAUCGAAGAGCCGAUGCAACCUGGCGCCGAAGAGAGGAUUCGAUCGGCUCGCUUGCAGAUCGUCGUCGUGUGUCCGAUAUUGUUGGAACGGGCGCAAAGUCGACCGGAGCAGGCGACCAACCUCUCCAGACAGUUGAUCACCGACAAGGUGCUCGCGAUGAUGCUCGGCGUCCACGACAGCCACAUCAGCGACGUGCACAAGUCGAUCCUGGUCUCGUACAACCAGUGGCGGAAGUUCUUCGUGAAGGACCAGGACGAGACGUUCGUCGGCGAGUUGCUGGGCGCCGCGGUUGGAAUCCUCGGCACAACGCCGCCGCCUGCGUUGAGGUGCGACAAAACCGCGUUCUCCGUGCACCCGAAGAAAGUAAAACUGGGUCACAAUAGGAUAAUCGCGCUGUUGAACGACCCGCUACGACCCGAGGACAACGUGUCGGUGAUCGUGGAUCGUUGCGGCGAAGCGAUCGACAUCGCUCACGUGAAACGAAGAAAUCCGUACGCGUUGCAGUUCUCCAUUCCCGACAGAUGCUUAGAGGUGUCGAUGUUGGUCGGUGUUCGUAUAUCGAAAAACGGUUGUCCACUUGGCGUGAGGCAAGUGAAAUGCGAGAGCAGGCUCAGGGAACUCGAUCAGAUCCUCAGAGCACACGACAAUCCCUUAGAAUUCAUGUGCCAGACCUUUGGCUUCAAUCCGGGUGACCGAGAGAAACUGGAUAACUGGAUGGUCCACGCGUUCCAACGAAACGUUCCACCGCACUUUAAUCUUCUGUCCACGCCCAGUGGCGUAGUGUCUACUCAGAAAGUACACUCGAGAAGGCUGGUUGGCCCCGAGGAGAAUCCGACACUGUUGCAUUUCGCCGCUCGUUUCGGCCUGGAGAGAUUAGCCUGGCAGCUGCUGGAGUGUCCAGGCGGUGACAUAGCGUGCGAUCUGAGGAACGUGUCGGAACUCACACCUGCGGAUCUUGCAGAGCAGGCGGGACACGCGAGACUGGCGCAUCAGCUUCGUGGCUACAUGCAAAUGAACGAGUUCACCAACAUGUACAGCUACUUGAAAGUGAUUAGCGAGACCACCACAGAUCAAGCGGCAAGUGCGGACCCAUCGACGACUAACACAGUAAACGACACCAAUAACGACAAGGAGGAUUAUUGUCGUCCACGACCUUUGAGCGAAGCUUACUCGGUGCCACCGGCUGCAAGACCAAUAACUUCCUUGAUCCUACCAGGACAAUUUCCAGUAACACCCAGCCCAACCACUACCACCAAUAAUCCCAUUGAGGCAAAUUAUUCGAUCGUACCAGCGCCGACUCCUGUCAUCGUCAGUCCAUCGACACCAACGUCUGCGACGACUAUUUCGAACGGCCUUGAGCUCCCUCUUCAAGGUUACAUGAAAAUGCAUCCAGCUGGGCCAAGAACACCAACAUCGAACGUAGUAAACCAGCAGCCACCCCGAACAGCGACGCCCACGCAGAGUCGUUCAGAUUCACACCCUAUGCUCGCUCGAGAAGAGAACAGUCAGUCUUCCUGCUCCUAUGGCAGAGCAACUUUCAAUUCUGGCAGCAGUACGAAGUCGAGGGAACCGUCUGGGCCUCAGGACGAGUUGCUGGAAAUCAUAAACGAUUUCAAGAACAACGUGUUCACGAUAACGGAGGUCGAGAGACUGGUCGAGAACUGGAGGAAUCGCAACGACGUCCAGCAGAGCUUUAAAGACAAACAGAGGCAACUCACGGCGAUGAGAGAAGAGUACGAAAGGAUACAGAAGAGAAUGAAAGAGGAAAUGAAGGCCCCCACUCCUUUUGACAGAAUCAAAAAGUUCUUCUCUAAAGGAAAGAAAGAUACGAAGGACUCUACGAACGGAAGUGACGAUUCUUCUUCGACCAGCAAGGCGGAGAAUGUUAAUGGCGCACUGGCCGAUCGUAGACCAGUUAGCAGCCUGAGUCUUCGUAGUGUUUCAAGCUCGUCUUCGUCCGGUAGAAUGAGUACUGCCAGCGGAUGCAGCGGGACCAGUUUAGGCGACAGUGGCACUCACUCUGACACUGAGGAUCGACGACUGCAAAAUGCCAAAGAGGACAAAUCGGGCGUAAUGUCGUACGAAAUACCGCCGGCUCCCAAACCAUUCACAGGAAGGUAUUCCCCGGCGCUUAGGUAUUCCCCAUCUGCUCGUUCCUCGACUGGAAACGAUCCAGACUUGAGACCGUCUCAGCCGUCGUUAAGAGGCGAGGACACUGAAUAUUACAUCGCCUUCCCACCUUCGGGAUUACCCAUUCACUCUUUCAAGACAGAGGCCUCUUUGAAGGAACCAAAAACUCCAAGCUCCCCGUGCGACCAUCCAAAGUACCUGGACAUGAUUCAAAAUUCGUUGCCAGUGACCACCUCAGAUUCAGACUCUUCCAGACGUCCUGGCAACAGUUACGCAAACAUCGACCCGUCUGUGCUAAAUCCAGCGCCAGUACCGCCGGCUGGCAUGUGCAUUCCAACAAAUUACGUGAACGUGAUUCCAGCGUGCGUCACCUCGUUUCAAGAAGCUAUUCAACGUCAGCAGACCGAGCAAAGGCAUUCACUUGACUUGAGCCAUGCGUCUGAGGCCUCGAAGAACUCGACGAAGGUCGAGACUGCCAAUCAAACAGGGGAAAACAAAGUCGCUGAUAACGUACAGGGUCAAGGUCAUAUCGUGAAUGAAGCACAAAGUCCAAAUAACGAGGAAUACGUGGAAACGGACCUGAUGAAUGAUUCAGAAGGCGUGGACGUGCUAGAUACUGGUAAACUACCAGAAUACAUGAACGUCGAUAUUCCUCAGGAUCAAAAAACUGGCGCCACGAAGAAGAUGCCUGCACCUCCUGUUCCACCAAGAGUCGUUACAAAGAAAUAGAAGAAGAACGAUCACUAUAAAUGGAAUAGAAAAGAAGCUGCUUCUUUUCUUAGAAAUUUUAACAAGUGGAUCGUUCGAAAACAAUGCUCUCAACGAACGUUCCCCGAACAUAAUAUCAAGUACUCGACGUCAGUGUUCUUCGUAAUCGUUAGUAUUAGUAGCGUAUUUAAAUGUACAUUGUUCCAUGUGUUUUCUGUGUACAUUACCUCUGUUCUUUUUUCUUUGUUUCCCUUUAUUCGAAUACUCGAUGAGACGUAACUUGAUCUGCAAUUCUUUUUAAGCUAUUGUACUAUUGUUUAAGUGCGUUUAUUGGUCGUUAUUAUUUUAAAACUGUCUCGCGAGUGCGCUGCGAGAAUAAAAUAAAACACAUGUAUAAUUAGCUGUUAAUUGUAAUUUGACAUUUCCAUGAAUUUAUAAGAUUAGUGAGAAAUUUAGGGAUCUCGAGAUUUCAUUAAAAUCAAUCUUGAGUUUCCCGAGUUGGAGCCAAUGAGAGAAUUGUUUUAUCAUUUUUUCUUUUUCUUUCUCCAAUUUCGAAUUUUAUGACUUAACUAAUAAGUAUUCGAGGCUUUCUAAUUAUGCCACUAAGUUGUAUAUUAAUUAAUUAAUCGAUACUCGGAUCUCGAGCCAUCGAUGAAUACAAUGCUAGCGAGCGCCAAAUCAAAUUUUCAUCUUUUGGCGGAAAGCCAAAAUCAUAAUUUGUACAUACUGUCCUCUGUUCUAAUAUUCUAUUAUUAUUAUUAUUAUUAUUGUUAUUAUUAUUAUUAUUAUUAUUGUAAUUAGUUAUCUGUAUCAACCGUUAAGAUUAAGUUAAAUCAAUUUAGUGCGGCAAUUGUUAAGAAGUUAACAGUUAAGAAGAAAUGUGAAUGACGCCAAAGACUGCGUUAAGAAAAUUACGGCGUCGCCUAAUUAUUUUCUCAUGCACCAGACAUUGUAAUCAUUCUCUAACGUAAACGACACUCUGUACAGGCGUCGGAACUCCAAACAUCUUUAUAAAAUCGACGACGAAAUGCGUUUUUCAAGUACCAAGGAUGCAUUUAUCGUUCUAAUUGUAAUAGCCUAGAGCAACAAUAUUUUACAAAAUGACUUUUUUUUAUUUUUACCAGUAGAGGCACUGCUAUGGUCUUUUUUUUAUAUUUAUGUUUACACCAAUAAAGCUGAAAACAAUA
Messenger RNA from Frieseomelitta varia, 6908 nucleotides. RefSeq lists its product as uncharacterized. Gene Ontology annotation, molecular function: transmembrane receptor protein tyrosine kinase adaptor activity; fibroblast growth factor receptor binding. Gene Ontology annotation, cellular component: cytosol. The transcript is spliced from 19 exons. Lineage: Eukaryota; Metazoa; Arthropoda; Insecta; Hymenoptera; Apidae. The record is from RefSeq and is a predicted model, not a curated record. Bases 1780 to 5742 code for a protein of 1320 amino acids.